AUGGUCCUCUCCAGAGAGCUCAUGCGUGCCGCAAGAGGCGGGGACAAGGCUGUCGUCGCGGCCUGGCUCGAAUCCGGCGGGGGCAAUGACGUCGAAGAGGUCGACGGGAAGGAACGCACCUUGCUACUAGGUGCCGCGUGGGGGAGAGGUCCCAGUGUUGGAUCAUUCGACGAAAGGAACGUGGCGCUGGCCCGAUAUUUGCUCGAUCACGGUGCGGACGUGAACCGCUCCAGCCGCAGUGGGUACACGUCGCUGCAUUGGGCUGCAUUUUGUCGUUCGGAAUCCUCGCCCCCGAUGGUCGCUCUAUUGCUUAAAGCGGGCGCGAACGUUCUCGCGACGAAUGAUAAGCGCAAUAAUCCGCUCACGAUAGUGCUGAGACAACUGGGAAAAGCCGGACCGUCACGUCCUCGCAUGGAGAUCGCACUCUUACUGCUACGAGCUCUGCCGUCGCUGGAUCAUGCACACAGUGCCCCCAUUGUCGAUGACACAAUUCUUACCUCUUCCGCAGAACAGGUUCUGGAUUGGGCGGUAAACCGACUCGACGGGCCCCUGCCCCCCGACAACUGCUUCGAGGCGCUGAGGGCCGUGGUCGUCGGGGUCCGCGCCGCCGGCGGCUGGCGGGCAUACGACCGGGAACCUCGCGCGGAGGUCCUUCGACUCCGGAGCCUCGCGCUUCGGCGGCGCGCCGUCCUCCCGUCCGCGCUGCCCCAGCGCUUCGCCUACGGCGAUCGCGUCGUUACGCGCCCCAAAACCGCAAAGGCGUGCCUGGGUACCGUCAUCGCGGCGAACUCGCUACAAAUCGUCGUCAAGCUCGACGACGCCAAAGGAUUCGAGGCCUAUCCUCCCGAGGGCGGAGAAGACCUGCUACUUAGAGCCUCGUACAUCCGGACCCUCGGCUUCCUCGUCCGGUGUCCGCCGGAGAUCGCCUGGCAAAUCCUCGGCUACUGGCGCUGCCAGUACCCGGUCGCGACGGACAUGAUUGACCAGCUCGGCUACCGCUAG
Pelagomonas calceolata is the source of this 1002-nucleotide messenger RNA. Lineage: Eukaryota; Pelagophyceae; Pelagomonadales; Pelagomonadaceae. The record is from the annotation of a GenBank genome assembly.